Molecule: messenger RNA, 588 nt
Organism: Penicillium diatomitis
Lineage: Eukaryota; Fungi; Ascomycota; Eurotiomycetes; Eurotiales; Aspergillaceae
Gene: gup1
Product: glucosamine 6-phosphate N-acetyltransferase
Exons: 2
Coding region: 1-588 (195 amino acids)
Biological process (GO): UDP-N-acetylglucosamine biosynthetic process
Cellular component (GO): Golgi apparatus; endoplasmic reticulum-Golgi intermediate compartment; endoplasmic reticulum
Molecular function (GO): monosaccharide binding; glucosamine 6-phosphate N-acetyltransferase activity
Source: RefSeq, a predicted model, not a curated record
AUGACCACCCCCAGCUUCACCCCCUCAACCACCAUUCCCGAACUAACCAAGUCCAUCGUCAACUCCACCGUCACCCCGGUCGACAUGGAAGACGAUGCCCCCCUCUUCGCCUCCUCACUCAUUUCGCCCGAGAUCAUCUCCAUCCUCCCCACCGACUAUACAAUCCGUCCUCUGCGCCGAUCGGACUACCAGCGCGGCUAUCUGGACGUCCUUCGUGUCCUGACCACCGUCGGCGACAUCAGCGAGGAACAAUGGAACCAGCGAUAUGACUGGAUUGCCUCUCGCAACGACGAGUACUACAUGCUCGUCAUCUGCGACGGACAGGAUCAGAUCGUCGGCACAGGCAGCCUGAUUGUGGAGCGCAAAUUCAUUCAUUCGCUCGGCAUGGUGGGUCACAUUGAGGAUAUCGCCGUGGAGAAGAACCAACAGGGCAAGAAGUUGGGAUUGCGCAUUAUUCAGGCUUUGGACUACGUGGCCGAAAAGGUUGGCUGUUAUAAGAGUAUCCUCGAUUGCUCCGAGGCCAACGAAGGCUUCUACGUAAAGUGCGGCUUCAAGCGGGCUGGUCUCGAGAUGGCUCACUACUACUGA